Messenger RNA from Tachysurus vachellii, 6235 nucleotides. It is a transcript of the gene rfx3, whose product is annotated as regulatory factor X, 3 (influences HLA class II expression). The record is from RefSeq and is a predicted model, not a curated record. Gene Ontology annotation, molecular function: DNA-binding transcription factor activity, RNA polymerase II-specific; RNA polymerase II cis-regulatory region sequence-specific DNA binding. Lineage: Eukaryota; Metazoa; Chordata; Actinopteri; Siluriformes; Bagridae. Bases 354 to 2615 code for a protein of 753 amino acids. The transcript is spliced from 17 exons. Gene Ontology annotation, cellular component: nucleus. Gene Ontology annotation, biological process: regulation of transcription by RNA polymerase II.
UUAUAAUUCAGUCACAUCAAUAAAGCCCAUAAAUUCGGAUUUUUCUUUCUGAAGUGUUGGCGAUUUGUCACUUUAUUAUUUAUUACGUUCACUAAAAGUGUCCGCGCUGUUAAUCGUGUUCUCUUCCGUGCUUCGUCCCGUCGUGACGUUUCAUCCCCUUCCAUCUAUUGUUAGGUUGUGACCACGAUGCGCUUUAUAGCAACCGUUGCCCUGUGAUCCGGCGCCAUAGUCACCGUAGUCGUGGCGACUGUAACCCACCAACAACAACAACCAGCACCUCGCGCUCCAUCCUUACCGCCUCUGCCAUCCUCAUCCUCAUCCUCAUCCUCAUCUCCACGCACCGUCCAGGCGCCAUGCAAACCCCAGAGGCUGGCGCUGACUCCUCGUCCACAGUGCCCCUCCAGACCAGCGUGCCUGUGCAGCCUGCUGUUACUACCCAGCAGGUGCCCACUCAGGUGCCAGUACAGCAACAGGCACAGACUGUUCAACAGGUCCAGCAUGUGUACCCGUCCCAGGUGCAGUAUGUGGAGGAGAACAGCGGCGUCUACACCAACGGAACCAUACGCGCGUACUCGUACUCUGAGCCGCAGCUGUACAGUCAGAACAACAGCGGGAGCUACUUUGACACGCAAGGCGCCGUGCCCCAAGUGAGCACAGUGGUGACGACUCACAGUCUGGCCAACAACGGCAGCACUAACGGCGGCCUGGCUAUGGGCCUCACGGGGGGUCAGAUCAUCAGCAGCUCAGGGGCCUAUCUGAUCGGGUCCAACUCCAUGGAUGGCUCUGCCCCUCACGCCGGAGCGCAGACCACUAGGGCUUCUCCUGCUACGAUUGAAAUGGCGAUUGAGACGCUCCAAAAGUCUGAGGGUUUGUCCAGUCAGAGAAGUUCACUGCUCAACAGCCACCUGCAGUGGCUUCUGGAUAACUAUGAGACUGCAGAGGGGGUGAGUCUGCCUCGUUCCACACUCUACAACCACUACCUGCGCCACUGCCAGGAGCAAAAGCUCGAUCCGGUCAACGCUGCAUCAUUCGGGAAACUCAUCCGCUCCAUCUUCAUGGGCCUGCGCACACGCCGCCUUGGAACCAGGGGGAACUCCAAAUAUCAUUAUUACGGGAUACGUGUGAAGCCAGACUCGCCUCUGAACCGGCUGCAGGAGGACAUGCAGUACAUGGCACUGAGACAGCAGCCUGUGCAUCAGAAACAGAGGUUCAAGUCUGUUCAGAAGGCAGAUGGCUUUUUAGGAGACAACUACGCAAGCAGCGGCCAUCACAAUCCUAAUGCGGCCGAACAGACAGUCCUUGCGCAGAGCCAACACCAUCAGCAAUUCCUGGACGCAUCUCGGGCCAUUCCCGAGUUUGUAGAGCUCGAUCUUGGAGAUAACGGAAUGGACGGUAUCAGCAUGGAAGACAUCAAAGCUCUUCAGAUACUUUACAGAGAGCACUGCGAGGCAAUCUUGGACGUAGUGGUAAACCUUCAGUUUAGCUUGAUCGAGAAGCUCUGGCAGACAUUUUGGCGCUAUUCCCCUUCCAACUCAAUAGAGGGCAUCACUAUGACUGAAAACGGCGGGAUGAGUGAGAUUGAAGGACGUCUGCCACGUGCCAGACUCUUGCUGCUGUGCCACAGUGAAGCUGUGCUGAAGUGGAUGAACACCUGCGAUCACCUGAUGUACCAGGCUCUAGUGGAGAUCCUCAUCCCUGAUGUCCUCAGACCCAUUCCUAGUGCCUUGACUCAAGCCAUCCGUAACUUUGCCAAAAGCCUUGAGGGCUGGCUCACCAACGCCAUGAACGCCGUUCCACAGAAAAUGAUCCAGACCAAGGUAUCCGCUGUUAGUGCCUUUGCGCAGACCCUGCGCAGAUACACGUCUCUGAACCACCUGGCCCAGGCAGCACGUGCUGUCCUGCAGAACACCUCACAGAUCAACCAGAUGCUCAGUGACCUGAACCGUGUGGAUUUCGCCAACGUGCAGGAGCAGGCAUCAUGGGUCUGCCAGUGUGAGGAGGGCAUGGUGCAGCGACUCGAGCAGGACUUCAAAGCUACGCUGCAGCAGCAGAGCUCCUUAGAGCAGUGGGCCGCCUGGCUCGACAACGUGGUCAGUCAGGUCCUCAAGCCCUAUGAGGACAGGCCGAGUUUCCCUAAAGCGGCACGCCAGUUCCUGCUCAAGUGGUCCUUUUAUAGCUCGAUGGUGAUCAGAGACUUGACCCUGCGCAGUGCUGCCAGCUUCGGCUCCUUCCACCUGAUCAGGCUGCUGUAUGACGAGUACAUGUUCUACCUGGUAGAGCACCGUGUCGCCCAGGCGACCGGAGAGACACCCAUUGGGGUUAUGGGAGAGUUUGAUGACCUGAAUACCAUGUCACCCACCAACAUUGACAAAGACGAAGUAAGCGAGAUGGACAGUGAGCUUGAGGAGGAGAUGCAGGAGGUGGGUGAGCCGCUGCCCAAGCAAGAGAAAGCAGAGGCUGAGGUGAUUCAGGUGUUGCAGGUGGGGACUAUGGAGGACGGAAGCAGCGCUGUGGUGGGCGUGGUGCAGCCAGAAAUGCUGGGUACUAUAGGGCUGCAGCAGCAGUCCACCAUCCGUCACUGCGGUGGGGCCGGGAACGCCUAUGCCUCUGUGUGACACUUUCACCAGCUCUCUCUAAAAAAGUUUUUUCUUAUCCCUCCACUUGACGCCUCUUAGUUGUACUCAUUUACAUCUUUCUGUCAUCAUGUAACAUGCUCUCUUAUAUUCAGCAGGGUCUGAUCACAACACUAUAGCAGCAGAUACUUCAGUCCUGCACUGCCAUUAUAAGAACUUGGUUUAUGUGGUCAGUCUGUUGGAGUCAGAGCAACCCUUGAAGCAAGAAGGUGCUCAAUGUUAACGUCUGUAUGCUGAAAAGAAUGGGUCAGUUUUUAUUUUUUCCUUCCCUCAGCUGACCAAGAACCCCAAUCCAAGCCACUAGCUCCACAGGAAAAACAACCACCACUGAAUUUCAUUGUAUUUGUAUUGUUGGUCAUUGUUUUUUGUUGUUCCCUAUGUGGCUUUGCAUCAGAGUUGGAAAUCUUGCUGUGUAUUGUGCUGCUAUAACCUCAAGCGAGCUGUCCAGCCUCUUCCUUGAGCCGUUUUCCUUGCCUUCUGUUUUAAAUCAGUCUGGUCUUAGGAGAGAAUUCAUUUUACAUCUCUACGUAUCCAGUGCAGACCUGGUGAGUUUGCUGGUUUUGGUAGAUUUCGUUUUUUUAUUGAGUGAUUGAACCAAAAAAAAAAAAAGUAAAAACAAAACAUUGGAAGUGUUGAGAUUGGCUGUUCCAGGCUGUUGUAUAGCUUCAUGUCCUCGAUUGCAUCUGUGCUGUCAUAAAACUGAGCUAAUGUCAGGGAUUUAAUGUACCUCGGGUUCAUGCUAGUGCCUUAACCCAGCAACAGCUUUUAUAUUUUGUCGAAGCUACUGCAACGCACUGAGGAGGGCCAUUUCUACUAGAACAGUUGCUGCCAAUAAAUAAAUAAAUAAAUAAAUAAAUAGUCACUGCUAGAUAUCUAACACUGGAUCUGUAAUCCGUCAUCAGUGUGAGUUGUCGAUUAUUUGUUUAGUAAUGGAUUUACGUGUGUGUCUUAAAUUGUUUGUGUAACAGUCACCCUACCUCACACCAGUGGUGCCAGCUGUUGGACGAACGCCUCAAGUUUUGUUGUGCGUUACGUCGUACUGUUUAAACUUGUCAGUUCAUCACACUGUCAUUCCCUUUGUUUCACACUGGAUAUCUGUACAGGGGACCAAAUCUUGCGCUGAUAUAAAUAUUGCUAUAUAUAUAUAUGUAGGCUAAAUCAUUUCAUACUUGUCAUUUAGUUGAUACGACGCAGGUGGUGUUGCUUUGAUUCAUCAAUCCGUGCACUGACUGUGAAGGGAGUUCCUACUGUAUGCCAGUUUAUUCAGUAACAGGAGAUUUGGGGGAGUGGCUGGUUCAUCAGAGAGAGAGAUAUUUAAAUAUAUUUAAAACUGAGAAACUAGUCUGUGUAAUAGCACUCCAGUUAAAGGCACAGACCAUAUUAACUGACUGCUUUAUUAAUGAUUAAUAGUGGUAUUUUGGACUUAUUGAUUGUUCUGUACGUUUAACAAAAACCCACUGGAAAACAAUAUUGCCUUUACUACUUUUUUUUUUUUUUUAAUUAAGUACACUAGCUUUCCUGACUCCUCUAGAAGGCGUUAAAGUGUCUGUCAAACUAACCGAAGCAGGAGCUUUGACUGUUUCUUUUCAACUUGCUGUGCAAUCUAUGAACUGGAAUAGGAAAAAGUCGUUUUCUAUACAGCAGAGAGCCUAAAUCUAACCAAAAGCAAGGCAGCUGACAGGAACAUAUAGAGAUUGUGUAAUGGAGUGUGGAAGUCUCCGCCAUUGAACAUGUUUUAAUUUAGAUCCUUUGUGUGAAUGUGACAUUUUGUCGUAUCCUCUUGUGCCUGGAGCGAGGAGUUUUUAGCCAUGAGUUAGUUUUAUUUUUUUUUUUUUUUAAAAAAGUGCUUUUGGUCUUGCAUGCUUUUUAUUGUGCUGCUAGAAUGUCAAGAUUUUGCAGUUGUUUUUUACUUUUAUUCAAGAUAUUGUCAGUGCACAAUAAUUUAUUUCUUGCCAUAUUAACAAGCCUACUAUUUUUAAGUCAAGUUACAAAAUAUUUAUUUGAUUUGACUGAAAAUGGCCCUACCCUUGGUUUGUCACACUGAAGUUGGCCUUGCUAGAUUAGCUUGCACUAGAGGGGUUAGUGAGGCGUCACUUUUUUGUUUUGUUUUGUUUUUUUAAUGACACAGCUAAGUUCUAAGCAGUAGCUUUACUUGAAUUUAACCCUCAACGCAGUUUUGGAUGUAUCCAAGCUAUGAGUCAUCCCUUAAAAAAAGCCCCAUCCCAAAUUGCAUACCUCUAGUGUUGGAUUAUGUUAAAAUCUGCCACCGUACACUGUCAAGAAUUAGUAGCAACACUUACUGAUUUUAGUGAACGCUUAAAUCCAGCAACCAAACUAAUACAGUUCAUGUACCAUAGAAAUGUUAAAGUAUUGUUAUAUUUGUUGUCUUUCCCUGACUAAUCUGAGUUUCAGAAAUAUGAUGGCAUAUUGUUUGGGAACUAGACACUGACUCUACUUCACAGAGCUUUUUUUUUUUUGCCCCCUCCAAAGCCAGAUGAGUUUUGGACAUAUGCCACAUAGCACCACUGUGUGGUUUUUAAACAGAGCCAGUCCAUCACUUAAAGGCUGUGACAAACACAAACAUAUCAAAUACCCCGAGCUGGAGUGAACAGGAAAAGGCUCUUCUAGUUCUAGCAAGGCAGCUUCACUGGGAAAGAGACUUCAGUGCCUUGAAUUUUACUAAGACCUCCAGGAGCAGACAAAAUGUUUGCCAAUUUCUGCAAUUAUCUCAACUAUAAGUGCAGAAACACAGAGGCGUUUAUGCUGCAUGCUUAAAACAAGAUCUACUCUUACAUGUGGUUCAGGUGCCCGUACUGUCCAACGUCCCUCCCCAUCCACACAGACACCUGCCACAGAUAUGCACACUUGCAUUUAGAGGUACAUCACUGACUUCAUCUCACUAUUGUGGUGACUAAUAACUGUAUUAUUAUCUUACAAUGGGAGUCUACCACUAUGACCGCUGCACUAUCCCAGUCAUCACAACUUUUCUUUCCUCUUUCUAUUAUUUGUAGUGUGAUUAAAGUCUUUAUGCUUCGGGAAUAUUUUAAGUGCCAUUUGACAGUUUACGUAGUGCACCGUGGCCUGCUGUAGCGCGUUCUAAUGCAAGCACAAGCGUUGUGGUACUCUCGAGCGACUCUGCUCGGAAAAAGCAGUCGCAGUUGUAAAUAUUGAGCUUAAACGGAUGGUUAUUUAUUUACUUACCCUUUCUUUAACCACUGAAGUGUACAUUGUGAUUCUUUUCUGCCCUCUUUCUCUUACAAUGUAUUGUACUUUACAUUUUUUUUUUGUUUUUUUUGUGUUUGUUCCAAUUUCUCUUAGUAAAUUAUAUUCUCUGAAAACUUGGUAAGAGCUAACCACUAUGUGUAGAGUGAUUUGUAUUGUGUAUUUUACAUGAAGGAUGAGAAAACUGGGGAACUUUUAUAUUUAUAAAGGCAUAUAUUAACAACAUUUAGUGUGUCGGUUACGAGAUAAAAAUAGAACUAUCCAAGACACAUGUAGUUUGGUUUUUCUGAAUAUUUCAGACUUGAGCUCAGGCUAGCUUCUUAGUGUUGUUUACUUACUUGUGGCUUGUCUUUCAAUUAAUAAACUUUUCCUCGUUGAAA